Molecule: messenger RNA, 3704 nt
Organism: Rhinopithecus roxellana (golden snub-nosed monkey)
Lineage: Eukaryota; Metazoa; Chordata; Mammalia; Primates; Cercopithecidae
Gene: GPER1
Product: G protein-coupled estrogen receptor 1
Exons: 2
Coding region: 1576-2703 (375 amino acids)
Biological process (GO): G protein-coupled receptor signaling pathway
Cellular component (GO): membrane
Molecular function (GO): G protein-coupled receptor activity
Source: RefSeq, a predicted model, not a curated record
ACUCGGAGGCGGCCGCCCCGCACGAGGCAGUUCGGAGGCCCCGGGAGUCCGCGGAGGGAGGUUUAUUCUCUGCCCGCACGAGGCCGUGGAGGCUAUGAAAUCCGCAACCAUGGGCAACGGAGGCGGCCUGCUGGGGAAGAGGCCACCAACACCUGGCCGGCAGGUAAGUUCCGCAGCGAGCGCGGGAAGCGGGACCCGAGGCGCGGCCAACACUCAGAGAAAACUACCGGCUAAGGGUCCCUCAUCUGAAUGCUUGGGACCGGAGGAGUUGGGAGUUCAGAUUUUUGCAGAUUUUGGAAUACCUGCAGCUACAGAAUGAGAAAGCUAAAUACAAAAUUCAUUUGUGUUUCAUACACACCUUACACUGCCUGAAAGUAACUUUAUAAAACACUUUUAAUAAUUUCAUGUAUAAAACAAACUGUGAACGGUGCCUGGGGCUGCAGCCCGCCACACGAGGUCAGCUGUGGAAUUUUCCACUUGAGUCGCGAGGCUCCAACAGUGCCGGACUGUGGGGCACUCUGGACUUCAGAUUUCCAGAUGCUCAACCAGUACUCAGAUUCCUAAGUUACUUGUCAGAAAUGCCUGCUAUUUCUUGGGAUUACAUUUAUCUCUGCAAAUGUCUGUGAAAUUCCUAAGUUAAAUUCUUUAUGUAUCAAGCACGUGCUACUAAGUCAAUUACGAAAUUUAGUGUUUAACGCAGGUCAGUUGCAAAAACAAGAAUAUUGCUUGCUUCAACCCAGGAUGACAGGUUAUUACCUAAAGGAUACACAAUAGCUAGAAUGAUGCCUUCAAACUUAAAGAAAGGUUUGUAUCUGUGGGUGAAGAAAAGCAGUUAAACUUCUAUAAAAAUAAGUCUAGUGGAACUGAGCUGAUUGCCAAAGUGUGGGAGAAAAAAGGCCAGCAAAAAAAUGGUUAACGCUAGCUUUCGGAGGAGGCCGCCCAGAGCCCAGCCAGAGAGGAGCAGGCGGAGGGGGCCUAUAAAGCCCUGUGCCAAGGGGCAGACUCACUGGCUCACACGGAGGACGCACCCGCACCCGCCCCCGCCGGCAGGCUCAGACGGAGGACGCACCCGCCGGCCAGCCGGGAACCUUCCCUCGCGGGCUCCCAGGGCGGGUCUCUUCCUCUCUCCAGCCCUGCUCAGGCAUUCAGCAGGUCCAACAGAGGCACACCUCCUGCAGCUGGGUUCCAAGUGCACCUCCAGCCUGAUGGGCCUGACCGAGGAGGCUUCCAGGAGCACGGAAGGGGCUGCAACCCAGGUACCCAGAGAGUGAGCGUCUCCACGCAGGACAGUGCACGGCAGCUGACACCUGCAGGGACGCCCGCCGGACGAGCACGCGGAGGGCCCUGGCCUCCACAGACGUGCCAUGCCAGUGUGCGGAGCAUCUGUUCUUCCCAUUCUCUGCCAUUUACAAACCCAACCCAAACCACCACAGGUGCUCCUCGGGAGCUUCCUGUCUGACAAAUGCCGGGCUCACUUCAAGGAGAAUCACGCUUCUUUCUAAAGAUGAAUUCACUGUUUAAAACAGAGCUCUGGGAGCCUUUUGGCAAAUCUUGAAAGCUGCACGGUGCAGAGACAUGGAUGUGACUUCCCAAGCCCGGGGCGUGGGCCUGGAGAUGUACCCGGGCACCAUGCAGCCUGCAGCCCCCAACACCACCUCCCCCGAGCUCAACCUGUCCCACCCGCUCCUGGGCGCUGCCCUGGCGAACGGGACGGGCGAGCUCUCAGAGCACCAGCAGUACGUGAUCGGCCUGUUCCUCUCGUGCCUCUACACCAUCUUCCUCUUCCCCAUCGGCUUUGUGGGCAACAUCCUGAUCCUGGUGGUGAAUAUCAGCUUCCGGGAGAAGAUGACCAUCCCCGACCUGUACUUCAUCAACCUGGCGGUGGCGGACCUCAUCCUGGUGGCCGACUCCCUCAUUGAGGUGUUCAACCUGCACGAGCAGUACUACGACAUCGCCGUGCUGUGCACCUUCAUGUCGCUGUUCCUGCAGGUCAACAUGUACAGCAGCGUCUUCUUCCUCACCUGGAUGAGCUUCGACCGCUACAUCGCCCUGGCCAGGGCCAUGCGCUGCAGCCUGUUCCGCACCAAGCACCACGCACGGCUGAGCUGCGGCCUCAUCUGGAUGGCAUCUGUGUCAGCCACGCUGGUGCCCUUCACUGCCGUGCACCUGCAGCACACGGACGAGGCCUGCUUCUGCUUCGCAGACGUUCAGGAGGUGCAGUGGCUCGAGGUCACGCUGGGCUUCAUCGUGCCCUUUGCCAUCAUCGGCCUGUGCUACUCCCUCAUCGUCCGGGUGCUGGUCAGGGCACACCGGCACCGCGGGCUGCGGCCCCGGCGACAGAAGGCACUCCGCAUGAUCCUCGCAGUGGUGCUGGUCUUCUUCGUCUGCUGGCUGCCGGAGAACGUCUUCAUCAGCGUGCACCUCCUGCAGCGGACGCAGCCCGGGGCCGCUCCCUGCAAGCAGUCUUUCCGCCACGCCCACCCCCUCACCGGCCAUAUUGUCAACCUCGCGGCAUUCUCCAACAGCUGCCUCAACCCCCUCAUCUACAGCUUUCUUGGGGAGACCUUCAGGGAAAAGCUGAGGCUGUACAUUGAGCAGAAAACAAACCUGCCGGCCCUGAACCGCUUCUGCCACGCCACCCUGAAGGCCGUCAUUCCAGACAGCACCGAGCAGUCAGACGUGAGGUUCAGCAGUGCCGUGUAGACAGCCUCGGCCGCAGAGGCCCAGCCGGCGUGUGACUCGGGAGCUGCACGCACCUGGGUGGACACAAGGCACGGCCAUGUCAUGUCUCUAAACCGCUGUCAGACGUGGCUCCGGCUCCUCGGGGCCUCGCGAGAGUCACACUUGCCUGGUCACCCUGGGGCUGCUAAGGAAACCUCACGACGGGUCCUCCUUGACCCUGCACUCCUCACUCCUCACACAGAAUUGCUACAAUCCCAAAACACUCACCCCGCAGGGUCCAAAGGUCAGCGCUGACCAGCCUAUUGCCCAGGUCCUCCCCAUACACCCUGCCUGCCGCCACAGGAAAUGUUUCCGACACUCUCAACCACAAAAGGCACACGGAGAGGCCACUGUGGGUGAAGCAACUCAGUUACACGUAACCCUAAAGCAAGUCUGCCACCAUGGGGGAACUAACGCUGGAGACACAAGGCGCUAGUGGGUCUGAGCUGGAUGCUGCGGUGUGUCCUCUGCACCCACUGUCUGGAACACACAAGGUGUGAGCUAGCUGGCGCACCGCCGAGUUAAAGAGGAAAAGGAAAACACAGUGCUCUGGUGCAUGCCUGAGCAUCCUCCAUCUUCCAGCAUGGCAGCAAUGGCGCUGUGCGGCCUCGCCAGGACUGCGAGGUCCUCGGCCCAGAGCAGCAGGAAGGCCCCUCUGUGGAGUGCCCGGCCCGUGGCAGCAGGAAGGGCCCUCUGCUGAGCGUCUGCCGCCUGCUCUGAGGCGGUUCAGUCACUGCUAGUUGACAUCGUCAUGGCAAUUGCACUCAUGUGGACUGGGACCGUGCGAGCUGCCAUGUGGGCUAGUUGGGUGCCAGGACAAUGAAAUACUCCAGCACGUGUGGCUGACGAAUUUGCUUCUACAGAAAUAACAGCUGGGGACAACUGCGGUGAUGAUAUAAAAACCUUCCCAUAAAAUGUAAGAAAAGCUGACGACGCUGGUGAUGUUCAGCCUUUGUCAAUAAAACAGUCAUGUGCGGAUCCUU